Molecule: messenger RNA, 1720 nt
Organism: Cololabis saira (Pacific saury)
Lineage: Eukaryota; Metazoa; Chordata; Actinopteri; Beloniformes; Belonidae
Exons: 7
Coding region: 1-798 (265 amino acids)
Source: RefSeq, a predicted model, not a curated record
AUGAGUCCAACAGCAGAGGACAAACACAGCCAGCCUGGUUUCUGCUGGCUGAAGACCCCUCUCACAGCUGACACAGAUGCUCUGAAGACAGUCCAUCUGCAGGGCCAGGCUCCAGGAUCAAACCAGGACAUGAGUCGGAUGCCUGCCUUGUUGUUUCUGCUCCGGUUACUAAUCCUGAUAAUGAGGAAGAGGAGCAGUGCUGCUACCACAGAGUUCCUCAAAGUGUCUGGAACCAGCGGUGAGAGCAUCGUGCUGCACUCCGGCCUGCUGACAAGGAUGCUGGAGAGUGCAGGAGAUGUCAGAUGGACUAGCCGCCACGUGCUGAUUCACAACAGAACGGCAAUAUGUCAAGACGGGCGCUGCAACCUGCUUAGUGAUGGAUCACUGAGAUUCAGCCGAGUUCAGGCUGCCGAUGCAGGAAACUACACCCUGGAGGUGUUUGAUAAAGCAGGAAAGAUGAAGGAAAAGAAAAAUUUCCUCCUGCAAGUGGAAGAAACCAGCAGCAUUGAUGUAGCGACAACGUUGGUCAUCUCCUGCUUCUUUUUACUGUCUUUAUUGCUGCUCAUCCCCUUCUUCAUCCAGAGGAGGAGGAGAACCCAGAGGGAAGUGAGAUCAGAUAAGAUGGAGGAGAAUGUUUACAUGGCAAUGCGGGCUUACCAUGGCAACAAGGCAAAACAAGAGGAAAAUGAAAAACAUGAGAAGGGGGAGGAUUCUCUUUAUAAUGCCCCCCCUUCCAUUCCUGUGGAGGAUGUGGAACAGGUGGAGGAUGUGGAACAGGUGGAGGAUGUCUAUGUGUGAAGACCAGUCAGAGCUUUGCUGACAUCCAGGUCCUCACCUGGACACUCCUCCUCAGCCAGGUCUUUAACCCCUUCAUGGGAACAACUGAGACGUGAGGGCUGGUUCUGUCGAUGUUUGACGGAAACUGAAAACCAGGAGAAGUGAAAACAUGGUCAACCGGAGAUCAGCUGACAGGUGGAGAUAGACCAAAUUCUGUUUGGGUUAGAUUCCCUCAGGUUUGAGUCCUGUAAAUUCUGUUGUUUUAUUUUAUUGCAUUUUUUAUUUAGACUUUAAAUCAUGCUUUUCGAUAUGUUUUUAAUGAUUUUGUAAAGCACAAUGAAUAACCUUGUUGUUGAAUUGUGCUAUAGAAAUAAACUUGUCUUGCUACGAAAAAUCUGGGCUAUCAAAAUAAUCCUAGUGUAAAUUUUUAUUGAGGCUAGCGACACCAGUUAAACAACAAAACUGCUCGAAGAGGAAAAAUUGUUUGGUUGUUUGGUUGGUUAGGGUUAGGAUUAUUAGAGUUAGUAGGGUUAGUAGAAUUAGGGCUAUUAGGGUUAGGGUUAUUAGGGUUAGGUGAAUGAAGAUAUCUUGAUGAACCCCCUGCCUCAUCCGAUGACUGGGCAGUUAAAGGGGAACAAAGGUCAUGCAGAGGCCAACGCAGCUUUCCUACCCAGAUGACUAUACACUACAAAAAACAGUUGUAAAAAUAUGGGAAGGGUUAGGGUUAGAUCCAUUAGGGUUAAAGUCAUUAGGGUUAGGGUUGUUAGGGUCAUUAGGGUUGGGGUCAUUAGCGUUAUUAGGCUUAGGGUCAUUAGGGUAAUUAGGGUUAUCAGUGCUAGGGUCAAUAGGGUUAGUUAUUAUGGUUAGCGUUAUUAGGGUCAUUAGGGCUAGGGUUAUUAGGGUAAGGUUCAUUAGGGCUAUUACGGUUAGGGCCAUAGGGAGU